UAAAAGAUUUCGCAAUUAUUUACAAACACCCUGUAUAACAAUGAGAAAAAUUAGGAGGCAUAACCUCUUAACAGUUUACAAUUUAUACAUGUCAUUUUUGCAAUAAAAAAAGUCUACAACUAUCUAAACAGCUAAAUAGAGCUCUCAUGAACAAAACAUUUUUCAGAACGAGUACCGUCUCCAGCCAGCAGCAGCAGCAACCGUUCACUAAACACAAAUACAAUACCUGGCAGUUCCGAAUCGCAAUCGCUUAACACAAGAGACAUGUACCGCUACCAAGAACCCAUUGAAACUGACAUGGACAACCGUUACCUCUCCACCCAGUACUACCUACAACGAGGGAGCAACUUGUACUCCACUUUACCUUCAAAAAAGACUCAAUUCUUUGCCAGUGAGUACAAAACCGAAAGGUCAGUCACUCCCGAUAUCACCAGAGGAUUAGAGAGGAACCACAACACUCAGGGCGAUUAUGAACACUUAAAGAUAAAUUACCAGCAUUCAUUGCCGAGAAACUUUUACAAAACAGAUCAUGGCCUACUUAACCAGAAACUUGGAAUACCUGUACGGGUCCCAGAAGUAGACAAGUUAAAUAUACAAAACGUGCCUUUAGUUUAUCCUACAGGUGAUGCUCCAACAAACAUGAGACCUCAGAAUGAUUGGAGAUAUCGUUACAAGUCACAAGAUGCAAAACCGUUUGACGACAGUGAUGAAUCAUUCAAAAUAUCACCCAUAGAUCCUAGACAUUCAAGAGGGUUUCAGUCUUCGACACCAUCGUCAAAAGCUAUUGACCUUAAGGCUGCUAUAAACUUAGAGGACAAAUUGAUGUCACCAAAGAAAUCUACCAUGUCAAAUGAAGAGCUGUAUGCUGUGAUUCAUAAAAGUAAGAAGAGGAUGAAUAUAGAAACUGAAAACACACCGAGAUCUUCCCCCGUCACAGUUGGCACCGAGACGCCACCCAAACAAAUCAUAAAAAGUCCCGAAACAGGGUAUUUAGGAGAUAAGUCCAGAUCCCGGCUUAGCUGGUCACCUAAUAAAGGAGAUUACGUAGACUUUAACUCGGAUAUCGAUAAAUUGUCUCCACCAAAUGAAUCAAGAUCAAGGCAAAGUUGGGCGUGUAGUGAAAGGAAAGGUCAGAAAUCCAAACAGACGUCCACGAUAGACUUUAAACGGUUACUCUUGCAGAAAUCUUCCAGUAGCACCCCAAGGAAACUGUCUGCAGUGGAACAACUGAAGCUGUCGAAGCAGCAAAUCAAACCUCCGCAACCCAAAACGCAGCCGGAGAUGAGCAUUUUAGAUUUGAGUGGAUCCCCCAGGGGUUUAGUGAACAGAAGGAUGUUAAAUUCCGUACCAGGUUCACCGAGCAGAGACUUGAAGCCUGCACCCAAAAUAUUGUCACCGAGAUCGCAAUGGAGAUUCGCAAGCCCAAGAAGUGACGUUCUCUCUUCUACAAUACUGGAAGAUUGUAGGGAAGAUGAGACCUCUACCAGUUACGGAGAAAAAAAGCAACCUUCACCCAAAUCAGAUAAUACUUUCAAUUCGAAUUAUGUAAAUAAUGAAAAUUUACUUGACGAUAUCCAAAACGAUCCACGAAACAUAUCAAUAUUAUCUGCUGCUCAGAGGCUGCAAGCUCAAAGAGCUCAGUUUUUCAACUCUACGCCUACUAUUGAGGAAAAUCGGUCUAGAAUUCAAGAAAAGCCAUCCUGUCCACCUACAUUAGAAACUGCGUUUUAAUUUUGAGGGUGAUUACAUAAUUUAUUUUUGUACAUAGUGUUUUAUCGAUUUAUUUUAUUUAUUCAAUAAUGUCUAGUCGACGAGCCGUUAUAUAUUUUUCACUUUUAUAUCACAUGAAAUAUCACGGUUGUAGUGUACAAUUUUUCUGUACAAACUUGUGUUGUAUAUAAUAAUAUCUGUUUUGGCGAGGCUUCCAAUUAAUAUAUGUAGCAAAGUUGCCUUAAAUUAUUGUAAAUCUUAAUAUAUACCGAUUUUUGUAAAUAAACAUUUAGAU
This is a messenger RNA of Anoplophora glabripennis (Asian longhorned beetle), 2005 nucleotides long. RefSeq lists its product as uncharacterized. The transcript has a single exon. The coding region runs from base 265 to 1731 and encodes 488 amino acids. NCBI's taxonomy places the organism in Eukaryota, Metazoa, Arthropoda, Insecta, Coleoptera, Cerambycidae. The record is from RefSeq and is a predicted model, not a curated record.